Molecule: messenger RNA, 1844 nt
Organism: Heterotrigona itama
Lineage: Eukaryota; Metazoa; Arthropoda; Insecta; Hymenoptera; Apidae
Source: the annotation of a GenBank genome assembly
ACAUAAUAGAGCACAGUAUUGUGCAACAACGACAGCAAUAGUGAUUAUUUCGUCGUUUUAUCGCUACGUGGUAUCAGCGUCCAGUGACAGGUCUACCCUGUCCUUAGUCGAUGCUUGUGUAUGAUCAACGAUAAUAUAUCCACUUAAAAUUUUGAUGCUUUACAGUGAUAUUUUGUUGUUAAUCACUAUUAAAAGAAAGGGUUUCUCGUAUUUCGAGAAAUAACUGAAGAAUUGCAGAAUAUUUCUAAUUUAAUCACGAAAUAUGGCUGAUCCUAAGUAUGCCGAUUUACCUGGAAUCGAUGAGACAGAUUCUAUAGAGAAAUUGCAUAUUAGUGCCACUGAGGCAUUCAAUAAAUUUAAAAGUAAACAUCUCCUCAACAAAGAAGUUGACUUCUCUGAUCGGGUAUCACUCAAACCAAGAACUGGCUAUAAAUUUGGAGAUUGGGAAUUACCUGGAGAAGAUGAGAAAGAAACUCCCAUUCAAAAGUACCAACGCUUGCAAUGUGAGAUUAAAGAAUUGUACGAAGAAAUAAAUGAUCUAAAGGAAAAGUCAAAAGAGGAAGAAGUGAAAUCUGUUGCUGAUAUAAUUUCUCAAGUGCAACUCUUAGGAAAGCAAUUAGAUUCCUUGAAAUUAGAAGAAUGUCUUGGAGCUGAUCUUGUCGCAAGUCUCUCGGAUCCGCAAGGCACAAGAAUGAAACAACUGAUAUCGCAAAUAGAAGCAUUCAAGCAGACUAGUAUUCUCACAUCUGAAACUGAUUCAAAGGCACAGAAUGCAAAAGAUGAUAAAACAACAGAACCUGGUGUACUCAAGUAUCAGAUGAUGUAUCUUCCAGAAAAAGCAAGAAUGCAGGAAGCAGCGAGGAUUGCAUUACUUGAACAAAGGCUUUGUAAUUUAGAAAGUGUAAUAGGAACAACAAGUGAUAAGCUUUCAAAAUUUUCACAGAAUCUUAAAGGACAAGGUGUAAUGGAAGCUCUCCAAGAAUUAGGAGCAAAAGCUGCAUUAUUAGAUACAUACCAACUAGAUAUAAUUGAAAGCCGAUUAGCUACAUUAAUUCAUAGAAUGGAUAAUAUUGCACAAAAGAAGGCUGCAUUAACAUUAGAUUCAGAACAAGAGCAAAAAAUUUCGGAAAUGUAUGAUAUUAUGAAACAGACGGAAACUAUGACACAAAUUUUACCACAAACGGUAAAUCGAAUGUUGGCUUUAAAUACUAUUCACCAACAAGCUGCUACAUUCAACAAAUCUCUAACACGUUUAGAGGAAUUGCAAUCACAAAUAACAUCUGACUUGGACAGUAAUAAAUCUCUUUUAAAAGGAGUACAAGAGAGCUUUGCAUCAAAUUUAGAAAUUAUAAAAAACAACAUAGAAUCAUUAGAUGAACGUAUUAAAAAGCUUAACAAGUGAUGAUUUAAGAAUAUGGUUGAAAUUUUCGAUACAGAUUAUGAUGAUUCAAUUUGUUUAAUAUAUAUUUAUUAAAUUAUAUUAUUUACUAAUAUUCUCUAAAUAUAUUUUUAACUUAUUCAUGAUUUAAUGUACCUUAUCAUGUAUUAUUUUUAAAAUAUUUUUUAUAUAACUUUUGGUUUUUUAAAUAUAAUAUUUUAAAAAAUAUGUGUUGUAUCCUUGUAGAAAAAAAUUCAUUAAUGUAUAAACAUUAAAAAUAAAAUAGAAUCAUGCUUUUCAAGUAUAUCUAUAAAAAGUUGUUUCUUUUUUAUUUUGGAAUAGGAAAAUAGAUAUAAAUACUACACUUGGAAUACUUGUAAAUUGUAUAUUUAUUUAAAUUUAAUUAAAAUCGCAGUUUUUGGAAGAACCAUUUAUUUUUACCAGAUUUAUACCUAAAAAUAAAUAA